AUGGCAGGACCCAAGUCAUCCGAGGAUGCGAAAUCUGGCCGCGUUUCUGCCUUGAUCGCUCGCGUCAAACUUGGAUUGAUGAAUAAAACACCCGUUUCAGCAGGGCCGUCGUCAAACCCAGCCGUAUCGAACAAACCAAACCCAGAGGCGCAGGCCAAGUCCGCUGAAAAUGCCCUGUCGAAUGGCGUGGCCGGGACAACCUCAUCUGAACGAGCGGGAAACGGAACCGCAGACGUUGGUAGCAAACCUACUCAACCGUCUACCGAAGCACAUGGUGAUGACGCAGCCUCUUUAAACGCUCAGCUCCCCAAGCAUCAACCGAUUAACAUUGCAGAAAACAAGCCAACCGAUCUGUGGUCUGAGGCGCUCGAGAAAACGCUCCCGGACACCAAAUCUUGGUUCGGAAAACUCGACAUCGAUCGCUCGAGUACCAUCCAAGUCAAAGAAUUUACGACAAUAGUCAGACAAAGCGAAGCCGCAUACAAGGAUGCCAGCGCAAGAUUGGAAAUCGACGGGCACAAGAUCCUGUGGCGGGACUAUGCAAAUCGAGUCGUGACUUGGGUGACUACGAUCGGCGACAUCGCCGUGCCAUUGGCCCCAGCGCCGGCUUCACCAGUAUGGUCGGCACUCAAAGUGCUCCUGAAGGCCGAAACUGGUCGAGUAGAGCAAAUCACCGCUGUCUUUGGCGCCGCCGACCGCAUUCUCAGUACCGUCAGACGCGGCCAAAUAUAUGAAGCUGUCUACGGCCUUUCUAGCGCGACUUUGAUAGAGCCCUCAAGAGUGCUCCUGAGAGAAUCUCUGAUUGAGCUCUACAGAUCCUCGCUGGACCUGCUUGCUUUGACAUUCAAUAAGCUUGGCGGGGAAGACAGUUGGGUAAAUCAAUUUCUCACGGCUCUCAUUGACCCGAACCGUGCGGAAUUGUUCUUAUCGGACCUGACGAACACGGAGAACGAAGCGUCGAAGAACGCAGGUGCUUGCGUUUGUGAGUCAACAGAGAGGAAUUUAGAGCUUUUGCAAAGUCUCCACAGUCCUCUAAGACGCAUCGAUGAUAGGGUCGCGCAGCUUCUGGAUGACUUCAAAGACAAGGAAAGACGAGACAGAGAGGAAGCCAUGAAUCGCAUCAGCGACGUUAAAGUUGACCAAAUCCAUGUUGCCAAGAAAGAAUUGAGAACCAAUGGGACUUGCGAAUGGCUUUUACAGCAUCCAAGGUUCCUUGCCUGGGAAGGGUCAAGCUGCUCGUCAAUCCUAUGGCUCAAUGGUCAGAUGGGAGCUGGGAAGUCUUUUCUCGUCUCUAAAGUGAUUGAUCGCUAUCGUACUCGUCCUCGCGAUGCGUUGGGAAAUGGUGAAGGAUUUGCCCACUUUUACUGUGACCGCUCACAAUCCGGCCAAAGAGACAUUCAAUCCAUUCUCAGCAGCUACAUCGUGCAGCUCUUUACAGUAUCCCGUCACCGCGACAUAUGGCACACCAAGCUUCGCGAGUUCUUCCUGGAUGCUUUGGAUGAGUGCGAGCAGAAAUCAAGAGCGCGGGUUAUAAGCUUCUUUCGGAAUUUAGUCGAAAACUCCGAUCGGCCCGUCAAGGUCUUCGUAUCCAGUCGCCCAGAAACAGAUAUUACUGAGUUGAUGGGCACAUCAAGUUUCAUCCAGAUCAGCACCACAGACAACCAAAAGGACAUUGAGAAAUACAUCGACUCCAAGCUCAGACAAGACGGCCUCAACCCUGUCUGGAAGAGACAGAGUGUGCAAUCGCUUGUGAGAAAUGCUCUUCUCGAGAAACAUGGUGGAAUGUUCAAAUGGGUUCAGCUGCAGUGGGAUCAGUUAGAACCGUUGAAUACAGUGGCCGACGUGAAGCAGCGACUGGAGCAGCUUCCAAAAGGCCUCGUGGCCUCUUACGAAGAGAUUUAUUCUCGGCAAGACGACCACGCCCUAAUGAUUCUCAUGAGAGUUUCCAUGUGGGUUAAAUGGGCCCGGUCACCGCUAGAUACAGCCAGUCUUCUCCAUGCUGUUCGGCUGUCGUUCAGUCAGACCGGAGAUCAGUUCAACCUUGCUUUGGACGAAGAAACCACGUCAGAGGCUGAAUUAGCCAAUAUCUGCCGCCAUCUAAUCAUUAAAGAAGACGGGUUUAACAAUGAGCGAUGGAAAUUUCCACAUGCCUCAAUCGCAGAAUAUUUCGAUGCUAAGCUCAACACUUGGACACACAACGCCGAACGUGACGUGGCAACAUUGUUGCUUUUACAGGCGUCUUUGACAACAGACCAGGCAGCUGAUCAAAACGAGGGAGAUAAUGCACCACAUAUGGUGGUGGAUGGCGCCAGCGACAUCGAUUUUUGCCAAUAUGCUACGAGAAAUUGGCUAAACUACGUUCGGAACAUAUAUAGAAAAUGCCCAGACACAAAGGAAAUUUCAGACGUUUUGAGGUAUUGUCUGAGCCUUGGUGAUACUGUCGACCCUUCGGGCUUUCAACACCAGACUUCUCUGACCGACAAAGAGACUCCGAGGAGAUUGCUGUCGUCGAGUUACCAUGGAGGCAUGUUUUCACAUUCCAACCCUAUCUUUGCGAUUUGCGUCUUAGGGUCUUUCGACUUACUGGAGUAUCUACACCUAAUUGGGGUUGACCUCAACCAGACGACAAAAGACGGCGACUCCUUGCUAUCCGUUGCUGCAAAGAGUGGGCACCACAAGCUUUGCGAAUUUCUCAUCGAUCAUGGGGUAGAAGUCAACGACCUGAAUGAGACUUCUGGCUGGUCUCCACUACAUCACGCGUGUCAAUUUGGGCAUUCGACCAUCGUCAAACUGCUUCUUGAGAAAAACGCGGACCCAAACUCCAGCAUUUAUCAUACACCUCUAUGCGUCGCUGCUCCUCGUCAAAGUAGUGACAUCGUUCUAUUGUUGUUGAAGUGGAAAGCAGACCCAAACAUUCCGUGCCAAGCCGGCGGAGCAAUGUGUUGUGCGGAGUCUGCUUUUUCCGUCGACGCCGACGAAACAUUCAAACAGCUUUUGAAACACGGAGCCAAUGUAGAACUCUUGACGGACAACAAUGUAACGGCUCUGGGAAAGGCAGUUCGUGACGGUGCAGUAAAAUGCACCCGAGUCUUCAUUGAAGAGCGCGGCUAUGAUGUGAAUAGCUCCGUGGGGAAAUUUUAUGGCAGCACGCUAGGAGCUGCUUUAUUCUGCAGGUCAAGAUUACAGCGGAGAAUGCUGGAUUAUUUGAUCAAAGAAGCAAAGGUUGAUCCGAACGUUCUCAUAUCCAGUCCUCCGAAACGUAGGAAGGUCGAUUCGUUCACGGAGCAGAUGCGGCGCCGAAAGCUGUCUCAGUACUUGGUGGAAGAGACAAAUUUGACGCUAAAGGACCUACGCCACAUCGGCUUCUAUUUCUGA
This is a messenger RNA of Colletotrichum orchidophilum, 3375 nucleotides long. RefSeq lists its product as uncharacterized. The transcript is spliced from 5 exons. Lineage: Eukaryota; Fungi; Ascomycota; Sordariomycetes; Glomerellales; Glomerellaceae. Gene Ontology annotation, molecular function: protein binding. The coding region runs from base 1 to 3375 and encodes 1124 amino acids. The record is from RefSeq and is a predicted model, not a curated record.